Molecule: messenger RNA, 1173 nt
Organism: Camellia sinensis
Lineage: Eukaryota; Viridiplantae; Streptophyta; Magnoliopsida; Ericales; Theaceae
Source: RefSeq, a predicted model, not a curated record
AUGGUUGAUGCUGUUGUCUCUUCCGUAGUGCGGAGACUUGGUGGUCUUCUCAUUGAUCAAAAGAAAAACAAGAUCAAGACAGUAGGAUAUGCAAAUGGGUAUCCGAUAUUAGAGAUGCUGCUUAGAAAGCCGAGGAUAUUAUUGACAAGUUUAUUCUCAAAGUUGAAGAAGGAGGGAUUCCCAAAAGGACAAGGAAAAGAGAUUCAAGAAUGGAAGAAUAGACUCGAUGAAAUCGAUCGAAAUCAUGAAAUUUUCAAGAUUAGAAAUAUCAAAGCUGCUGAGGAGGGAUCAAGUAGCAUGAAUGAGAGAUUCAAGAAACUACGAAGGACAACACCUUAUGAAGACGACCAACAUGUUGCGGGCUUCACGAAGGAUGUUGAGUUACUGACAUCUGAACUUCUCCAAGAAACGCCCCAUCAAUGUGUGGUUUCGAUUGAUUACAACAUCCAGAAUCUUCUUCGAAAAACAAUAAAAUCUUUCAAGAUGCCAACCAGCAAAGAUGAAUUAGAGAUGUUGGAAAAGAUGGAAACAGAAGAUUUGGAGUGUCAUUUACAUGAGUUGUUGAAAGAAAGUCGAUACCUGGUGGUGAUUGAUGAUGUAUGGGAUGCAGAUGCUUGGGCAAGCUUGAGGAGAGCCCUCCCAGACAACAAGAAAGGAAGUAGAGUAAUCAUCACCACUCGUAUCAAACUUGUUGCCGAGAGUUUUGGUAGGAGAAAAUAUGUUCAUGAGCUUCCAUUUCUACAACCAGAAGAAAGUUGGGAAUUAUUUUGUAAGAUAGUAAUGUUUCCACACUAUGAUGGGGUCAAUGAUAAAGCAAAUCGUUGUCCUCCAAGGUUGGAGGAAUUGGCAAGAGAUAUGGGCCGCUUCUGGCAGCAUGUAAGCGGUGAUGACUUUGAAAGCCAUGACUCGGCUCAUGUAACACAAAUAUUGGCUUUGAGUUUCACCAAUUUGCCUCAUCACUUGAAGUUGUGCUUUCUUUACUUGGGGUUGUUCCCUGAAGAUUUUGAAAUUGAAGUAGAGAGACUUAUACGGUUAUGGGUGGCAGAAGGUUUCAUACAACAAGCAGAAGGAGAAACUUUAGAGGAGACAGUUACAGAAUAUCUAAAUGAGCUGAUUGAUAGAAAUUUGAUUCAAGUAGCUGAAAGAACCUGGAUGAGAAUUAGAAGAUGCUGA